Molecule: messenger RNA, 2739 nt
Organism: Linnemannia hyalina
Lineage: Eukaryota; Fungi; Mortierellomycota; Mortierellomycetes; Mortierellales; Mortierellaceae
Source: the annotation of a GenBank genome assembly
AUGGCAACUGUCAGCUGCGAGCGAAGCCUGGAUGAACUCGAGCGGCGUAUCGACAACAACGUCAGCAUCCGAAAGCGCCAAUUUACCGAAGUCAGAACCAGUUUGGGUCGCAUGUUCUAUUGGUCGUUGCCAGCCCGCCAAGCAUUUAUCGCCUAUAUGGUUCAAGCCGGUUGGACAGUACGAGCCUGCGAGACUGAAGCGGACCCUACUGUUGCUCUCGAUUGCCAGCCAGGCGGUGUAGUAGUAUCGGCCGACAGCGACAUGCUAGCCUACUCCUCGAUCUGCACCUUGUGGCGCCCAUCUCGCAAGGUCUGCUCCUGGUAUACAAGCUCGCGGACGUUCGUCGGGGCCUUGGACCCCAAGUCUAUUGUAUCUGCUUAUCUGACGAACCGUCAAGUCCUCUCCAAGAAUACUGUUAACCAAACCUUUGAACUCGCUUUGCGAGUCUUCGUGGACCUGGAACAGACCCCUAUCGACUAUGAUGUCUCUGCAAUCUGCCUCGCCUAUAAUGAACUCUGCAAGAGAUUCACGGAUCUUUGCACCCGGCACGAAAUUUUCAAGAAACGUUGUCAGACAGUUGACCAGAAGAACGCUCCCAAGGAUCAGAUUCAGUAUGUGCUGAAGCACUACAAGGAACCUUCUGAGACUCUCACCAGCCCCACCUCCACUGAAGAGUCCAAGUCGAAGGCAGUUAGAGCUUCUGUCUCGAACUCUAAACCGCCGGCAAAAAUGGACAAAAAGGGUCUUGUAUACUCUCUCAGCUGGUAUCAUCCUAUAUCGGCGUUGAGUGUUGGUACUUUGCGUAAAAACGUCGAACGCGUACUGCUGAACUUGAUGAACACCACCCCCAAGGUUGCUCUACCCACCGAUCUUGAUGGUCUCCAGCAAGAAGUCGUCGAUUGUAUCGAAGAGGCUACUCGACUGGCCGCCGGGGUGAAGCGGGAGGGGCAGCAGUUGAUUGGACAGUUUGUGGAGACGUUGCGUGAUCGCAUGACUGCGGCGGAGCAACACAAAAGGACCGAGUUGGCGGAGGGGAUGGAGCCGCGCGCAAUGACGGAGCAAGAACGGCUAAAGGCACGGAGGGAGGCUAUCACGGAAUCCGAGCGAACGAUUCUCAGCUACCUUUGCGAACCAGCCAAGGCCAAGGACGCCGAUGACGACCAAGAUGACGUGGAUGGUGACAAGAACGUGGAUGCGGACAGUCUUGACAUCGAUGGACAAGAAAGCGAUCAGAAGCAGCUUCUUUGGUCGUUCCUUACUUACCUCUAUUCGGGAAAUCGUCCAGUGGAGGAGACCAAGAGCAUCGUCACCUCUGUCAAUAUGCUCAUUGAGUCCUCGCGCGUUCUCGGAUUUCAUGAGACUUCGAGGAGGUCCGGCGAUAGGGUCAUCAUGCCAUUCACUCCAAACUCUCUUGUGCGGUCGGCUGCAGGACAGUUGGCAGUCGAGCUAAAGCUCAUGUAUGGGCAUGGAACUCAUGCUCUCUUUGAGAAAGGCUUCGAAAGCGGUCGUUUGGGAGAGGCUAUUGACAUCAGGAUCCAGGAGGACCUCUCAGCAGUCGAGAACUUUUUGUUCCUUAAUGACUUGACCAACAGUGGCUGCUGGGAACGAGGCUCGCUCAAGGCUAAGCUCAUUCAAUUGGCUGAUUCGGAUGGAUCGACGAUCUCCUCCACCACUGAUCUUGAGGCCUGGCUGGGAAGCAUACACCCUGGCUUUCUUAUCAAGCACUUCAUCUGCGACGUCGCUCCGCAAGGUCUAACGAGUCGUCAACGGGGAAAGGUUGGACAUCGUGCUGCUGUGAAGUUGGUCACUCUGCCUCAGAUCAGGACACACUUGGGGACCGUCAAGAACGAAUGGCUCGAUCCCGUCACCUAUGCUGAGAAGGGGUACAUCUUGCGGGGCUCAGUAAGGACUGGCGGCUUUCGAGUCCAGCUACUUGCCUUUAAGCUUCGAGAGCUACAGGAUGUUCGUUACCGUCGACUGGACGAGGAUCGUUUGUCGGCGGUCUAUCAGCCGUCCUUCAAGUUUAGGAGGUGGCUCGAGAGCGAAAAAAAGGCUACACAGGAGGGAGAACAGGAAACAAUCGAGGACAUUGAGACCCGUCUGCCCCCUCUCGAAGGCCAGGGUGCGAGUGUCGUCGACUAUGUUGCAGAACUGAAGGAAGUCGAAAAUCGGUUGUUAGAGUUCUAUGGAGGCCGUGAUCAGCAGUACAAGCGCCACAAGUGGGACAUGGAGCGAGCCCGUCACUACGAGUACCAGCUGAUCGCUGACCGUCUUCUCGGAAUUGUCGGUGGAAGCAUUGGACGUCCUCGAGAUCCUUCCAACGCUGUACUCAUUGGGGCGAGAUCCCUUGGUUAUAUUGUUGUAGGCCAGAAUGAGUACUAUACCUCAAAAAAGUGUCCCCACUGCGGUCUUUUUGUGGCACAAGUCACUCUCCGUCGGCUUUUUUGUCCACAUUGCCACGUCUACCAUCACCGGGACGUCAUGGCGGCCGAGAACAUGGCAAACAUCAUCCAAGGGUAUCUUAUCGAUCAAGAACGUCCCGAGUACUUGCAACCGGUCGCCUCCGAUGGCUCCCUUCCCUGGAAGAAGGCUCAAGCACUUGUCGGAUUCGCUCCUUGUCCCAUCGAAGCGACAACCAGCGGCGGCAGCACCACCACCACCAGUCAAACGCCAGGACGGCAAAAGAGGGCCGCCUCUGCCUCCUCCUCCUCAGGCCGCGGAAAGGCAGCUCGACUCUAG